GGGCGAAAGUUUUCAAUUCUAGGCCUUUUGGGAGAAGAAACAUGUUAUAAUGCCUUUAUUGAUGGAACUGUGGUGAUUUUCAGAUUGGCACCACAGGAUUAUCAUCGUUUUCAUGUUCCAGUUUCUGGAAUAAUUGAGAGAUUUGUAAAUAUUCCUGGAUGCUUAUAUACGGUUAAUCCUAUUGCUGUCAAUAGCAAAUAUUGUAAUGUUUUCACAGAGAACAAGCGAAUUGCAACAAUUAUUUCUACGAGAGAAUUUGGAAAGGUGGCAUUUGUGGCAAUUGGAGCAACUAUGGUUGGUAGUAUUACCUUCUUAAGAAAUGAGGGUGACCAUGUGAGAAAGGGCGAUGAGUUCGGGUAUUUCUCGUUUGGUGGGAGCACAGUGAUUUGCAUCUUUGAAAAGGACGCUAUCCAGAUUGAUGAGGAUCUCCUGGCUAAUAGUGCCAGAUCGUUGGAAACUUUGGUUUGUGUUGGGAUGAGUUUGGGUGUCUCAACAAGGAAGCAAGCUGAACAAGUAUCGUUGAACUUGGAAAAUUGUGUUUUAGGAGCCUGAUGAGCCUGUAUCAUGUGCGAGGUAGUGUAUUUGGUAAAUUACUGCACAUUUGGUCCCCUGCUUUUGGCCCAGCCAUUUGUUUAGAAAUUUAUACUAUCAAAAGAUAGAGUAUUCCAAUUAGCACCUAUUCCGUAUCAAAUAACACAUUUUAUAAGGAAUGCAUUUGUAAAUAAUUUCUUCAAUUUGAACUAAAUUAUGAAUUUCAAAAAUAACUUGUGGAA
Molecule: messenger RNA, 773 nt
Organism: Carica papaya (papaya)
Lineage: Eukaryota; Viridiplantae; Streptophyta; Magnoliopsida; Brassicales; Caricaceae
Source: RefSeq, a predicted model, not a curated record